This is a messenger RNA of Xiphias gladius (swordfish), 2233 nucleotides long. It is a transcript of the gene myoc, whose product is annotated as myocilin. Bases 257 to 1696 code for a protein of 479 amino acids. The transcript is spliced from 5 exons. Gene Ontology annotation, cellular component: Golgi apparatus. Lineage: Eukaryota; Metazoa; Chordata; Actinopteri; Istiophoriformes; Xiphiidae. Gene Ontology annotation, biological process: signal transduction; osteoblast differentiation. The record is from RefSeq and is a predicted model, not a curated record.
AGAGACAGAGGAGAGAAGAAUAAGAGAGGGGAGGAGAGAAGCAACACGCAACAGCAGGGGGAAAGGAGAUUCCCGAGAGAAGCGUGAGACAAAAAAAGAAAGACAGUCUUCACCUGUAAUUGGGAAUUAGUGAAUUUUGAAAGGAGAAUUCUGAGCUGAGAAAUAAAGAAGGCGGGACAGAAAAAAGAAAAUAAUUCUUCAUAGAGAGAUUUUAAAGUAAACUCUGAUUUGUCUGUGUGGAGGGACUGUCUCCAGUAUGUUCCUCCUGCUCUCUUUGUGCAUGUGUGGUCUCCUGCUGCAAGGUGAUGCACAGGACCGAGCUUCUCUGUGGAGGGGAAACGACCGGAGUGGGCGAUGUCAAUACACCUUCACUGUGCCCAGCCCCGUGGAGUCCAGCUGCCCGCAGACCGGCGGCCCAGAGAUAGAGGGUCUGAAAGCCAGAGUCGGCCUGCUGGAGGUGCUGGUGUCCCAACUGACUGGCGGUGACACUGGGGGUUCCCAAGCGGCUGGAGCCAGAGCUCAGUCGGAGCUCCGGGAGGCGCUGGACCGGGCUGUGGGGGAGAGGAACCUGCUGCGGGGCGAGAAGGAGCGUCUGGAGAGGGAGGUGGGGGGGCUUCAGCGCAGGAUAGAGGAGAUGAGCAGGGAGACGGAGAAGCUGAGGAACAGGCCCUGUCCUCCACAGACCCCCAUGGUGCCACCCAGCUCCUCUCUGCAGAACAGUGGCCCGAUGAGACCUGCUGGGGGUUCCAGUCAGACGUCUCACCUGAUGACCAGGCCCAACAGACAGGGAGACAGCAGCAGUUUGAGAGACUCAGCGUGGCAGUAUGGCCCUCCAGGUUUCCAAGAGCUGAAGGCCGAGGUGACAGAGGUACCUGCUCCUGACGGCUCCGAGGACAACACAGGUUGUGGGGACUUGCUUUCGGUUGGUGAGCCGGUCACUCAUAGGAAAGCUGACAACAUAGCAGGUAAAUAUGGUGUAUGGAUGCAGGACCCUGAGGCCGUCUCCCCUUAUGGACCCAACAUGGUGUGGCGUAUCGACACCAUUGGCACCGAGGUCAGGCAGCUGUUUGGGUAUGAGGACAUGGAACAACUCUCUAAAGGCUUUCCAUCCAAGGUCCUGCUGUUGCCAGAGCUGGUGGAGAGCACUGGUGCCACUGUGUACCGUGGCUCUCUCUACUAUCAGAGACGUCGUAGCCGCACCCUCAUUCGGUACGACCUUGCCUCUGAGAGCAUUGCAGCCCGCCGUGAGCUCCCCCACGCUGGCUUUCAUGGCCAGUAUCCCUACUCUUGGGGAGGCUACACAGACAUCGACCUGUCCGUGGAUGAGCAGGGGUUGUGGGCCGUCUACUCGACCAGUAAAGCAAAAGGAGCCAUCGUGAUCUCGCAGCUGGACCCACACACUACGGAGGUGAAGAAGAGCUGGGAGACCAACAUCAGGAAGACCUCUGUGGCUAACUCCUUCAUCAUCUGCGGCAAGCUGUACACCGUGUCCAGCUAUGCGGCACCCACCACGAUCAUCAACUACAUGUACGACACUGCAACUAGCCAGGGGAAGGCCGUAGCCAUCCCCUUCAGAAACAAGUACCUCUACAACUGCAUGAUCGACUAUAACCUGGCUCAGAGGAAGCUGUUUGCCUGGGACAACUUCCACAUAGUGUCCUAUGACCUCAGGCUGGGUCAGAAGCAAGCCAACUGAGGCCAAUACGAGUGACUGUUGAAAAGUGACAUUUGCUCACCUGUUCCUGCUUAAAAGACUCAGACCUUUAGAGACAAAUAUAUGUGGUAGCAGUAGUCAGAAAGCUAACACUAUCAGUAUCCAAGCGUAGAAGAGCCUAACUACCAAAGUCCAGAGGGAAAUGAAGACAUUGGAGGAACAGUGUCCCCUACAGGUUUGCUUUUCUUUCAGUGGGAGGGCUUUUGCCGCGACAUGGUUCACAAAUAUGUUUUUAGAGGAAUUAUUUUUGUACCGCCUUUAAUUCAGAUGUAUGAUUUUCUUGUUUUUAUGUUAAGCUAUAUACAGUAUAUUUGAGGUCUAAAAGAUGAAGCAUAGUUCAAUAUCACUAGCUAAGUGGGAUAAUUAAUGCAUAGAGUUUACAACACAAACUCUUGUGGUACUACACACCCUACCAUGUUUCUCCAGUCAACAUCUUUUAUUAAAUAAACUACUCUCUCACUCAGCAUGUACUGAAUAUUGCAUGUACUGGUACAUUGUAGUCGACAUUGGUAAUGUUCA